AUGGCUUUGCAGAAAAGCUCCUCCUCCUCCUUCCUCCUCCCCCUUUGCCUCCUCUUGGCGCUGCAGUUGCUUCUAUGGCUGACAAAAACAUCGGCGCAAUCUUAUGCGAAGCCUGGUUGUCAAGAAUACUGCGGAGAUGUUAGAAUUCCAUAUCCUUUUGGAAUAGGUCCCAACUGUUACUUAGAUGAAUGGUUCUCCAUAGAGUGCAAGAACUCAAUCAGCAGCUACUUAGUGAAUCUCGAUCUUGAGGUGCUAGAAAUUUCAUUGAAUGGAAACUACCUUCGAGUCAACAAUCCAGUAAUAUCUCCCAACUGCCACAUUAACAACAACCUCAACAACGCAAACUCAAAUUUAAGCAUUGACUUGAGAACUAGCCCUUUUCUCUUCUCAGAAAUAAACAAUAUAUUCAUGGCCACAAGAAUCUCAAGUGCGCAGUAUCUGCAAGGCUACAUGGUGGAUUUUCGAAACCAAACAUCAUGCAUGUAUGCGUUCGUGGUAGAUAAGAAUAAGAAUUCCACCGACUACUCCUCUGCUGUGCAAACUCAUGUCCCUGCUGUUCUCAAUUGGAUUGUACACAAUAUCACACAGCUUAGAUUGGCUCCCGACAACAGCUAUAAAAAUAGCUACUCCUGCUUUCAGAGGUCGUUGGCUAAUUCUUCUAUCAUCUCGGAGCCUUUUUCUACUUUCUUGCUCCACGAUUGUGGUGUUGUUCAAAACCUCCAGUGCGUUUGCAAUUUUCCAUUCUCUGGAAAUCCUUACCUUUCCAAUGGAUGUCGAGGUUUGAAGUCGUUCAAUAGUGAUAGUGGUGGUGGUGGUGAUGUUGCUAGUGGUUGGGGAAGGGAUGGAUGA
This is a messenger RNA of Camellia sinensis, 849 nucleotides long. The record is from RefSeq and is a predicted model, not a curated record. Lineage: Eukaryota; Viridiplantae; Streptophyta; Magnoliopsida; Ericales; Theaceae.